AUGCUACAAAAGUUUAAAGAUUAUCUUAGUCGUUGCUUCUCAAUGAAGGACUUGGGCAAGUUAAAGUAUUUUCUUGGUCUUGAAAUCAGUCGUGGGUCUGAUGGUUUCUUUUUGACACAGCGUAAGUACGCUCUUGAUAUUGUUGCUGACACUGGGGACUUUGGUUCUCGACCUGUUCACACUCCAGUGGAACAAAAUCAUCACCUCGCUACUGACGAUGGUCCUCUACUCUCGAAUCCCAAGUCGUAUCGGCGUUUAGUGGGUCGUUUGCUGUAUUUGUUACAUACUCGACCUGAGUUGAGCUACUCUGUUCAUGUCUUGGCUCAGUUUAUGCAAGAGCCACGCGAAGCACAUAUGGAGGCAGCUAUGCGUGUUGUCCGUUACUUAAGUGGCUCGCCUGGGCAUGGCAUUUUGCUUAAGUCAUCUUCUGAUUUGUCCAUUGAGGUUUAUUGUGAUUCGGAUUGGAGUUCUUGUCCGCUUACACGUCGGUCGCUUAGUGCCUAUGUUGUUAUGCUUGGUGGUAGUCCUAUUUCGUGGAAGACAAAGAAGCAGAAGACGGUUUCUCAUUCUUCUGCAGAGGCCGAGUAUCGGUCUAUGUCUGUUGCUCAUAAGGAGAUUAAGUGGCUUCGUAAGUUGUUAAAGGAGUUAGGUAUCAACAACGCUGCGCCAGCUCGCCUAUUUUGUGAUAGUAAAGCUGCUAUUUAUAUUGCUACGAAUCAUGUUUUCCAUGAGCGCACCAAGCACAUUGAAAAUGAUUGUCAUGUUGUUCGUGAUGCGGUUUGUGAAGGAGUGAUUGUCAUGCAACAUGUUCGUACGACUGAGCAACCCACCAAUAUCUUUACAAAGGCUCUUGGUCGUGAUCAGUUUCAUUACAUUCUGUCCAUGUUGGGCGUUCGUGAUCUUCACACUCCAGCGUGA
Molecule: messenger RNA, 918 nt
Organism: Camelina sativa (false flax)
Lineage: Eukaryota; Viridiplantae; Streptophyta; Magnoliopsida; Brassicales; Brassicaceae
Source: RefSeq, a predicted model, not a curated record